Messenger RNA from Paramecium sonneborni, 513 nucleotides. NCBI's taxonomy places the organism in Eukaryota, Ciliophora, Oligohymenophorea, Peniculida, Parameciidae. The record is from the annotation of a GenBank genome assembly.
AUGGCUCAAAUGAAUCCAGAAGGAAUGAAAAUAAUAGAAAUAGAUAAUAAUAUAUAAUCAUCAAAAUAGUUACUGGAGAAUUCCUAAUAUAAAUAAAAUCAAUAAGAAUAUUAAGUGAGAAAAUUGAUAAAAUCAAAUAGAAAAUAAAAAAAUAUAGAUAGGCCUAAAGUCAUAUUAAGUCUUUCACAAUAAACCUAAAGGCCUUUUUAAACUAUUGCAAAUUAUGUUAAUGAAAAAACAACUUCUUUAAGAGAUUUAAGUUUUGGGAAGAUACCAAUCUCCACCAAUAAAAAACCUAAUUUCAUUCCAAAUAAAAGUUUUGCUGAAUUUUAAGAUUUGGUUUCAUCCCCAAAAUACUCUUAAAAAAAAUCAAACCUUAUUUAAUCUUGUUUAAACUUACCAGAUAUUAAAUUCAAUUAUUCUUCUAGACUAAAUAAUUAAAAUCCUUAUUUGAUAAGAAGGGGAAAUAAAUCGUACUAAAAUCUUUUUUUGCAUUCUUAAAAAGCCUUAUGA